Messenger RNA from Galendromus occidentalis (western predatory mite), 2764 nucleotides. RefSeq names its product general transcription factor 3C polypeptide 2. The transcript has 12 exons. Gene Ontology annotation, molecular function: protein binding. Gene Ontology annotation, biological process: transcription by RNA polymerase III. NCBI's taxonomy places the organism in Eukaryota, Metazoa, Arthropoda, Arachnida, Mesostigmata, Phytoseiidae. The coding region runs from base 1 to 2724 and encodes 907 amino acids. Gene Ontology annotation, cellular component: transcription factor TFIIIC complex. The record is from RefSeq and is a predicted model, not a curated record.
AUGGCCGAGCGAUCGGUGCGGAAGCGCAGUGCCAGUCGGCGUUACCUAGACUACCAGAAUCUUGAUGACUCGGAAUUCGCAGAUGAAUUCCCGAGUAAGAGCCCGGCAUCGACGAGUCCUACCAAGAAAAAAAGAGUCCUGGCCACCAAAGCGAAGCACCCGAAAAAGGGCGCCGCUAUGAAGAUCGAGAAGAGUGACUCUCGGGGGAGCAGUGACAGGGAGAACGAGAUAAUCACCAAGAACAAAGCGAAAAGGAAGCCCGCCUAUUCAAUCGACUAUAUCGACGAAUUGGCGGGCCAGGAAAUCCGAUGUUCCCUUUGUGAGGACUUCAUGACGACGAAUCCGCAGGAAGCGAAGGAACACCUCAGACUAAGGCAUUACUACAUAGCGCGAAUGAACAGCAAGCUGCCCUUAUCGAUCAAGGAACUUCGUUCGGCGCUUCUGCUAGCGAGUAAAGAUGAGAACGUGGUAUUCGAAUGUCGGUGCGGAAGAACGACACGGUGGCGUCAAACGUACGGCGAUCAUCUGCUCAAGUGUCAGCAACAUGGUUACGACCUUCUCAUCGAUGACAGUUGUUCGAAAGAGAUUCAAGAGGAUCGAGCGAAUGAACCAAUUGUAAUUGAGGGCAAACAGAAGCGGAAGUCCGCCAUCAAGGCAGCCACUACGUUCAGUCAAUUCGUCGAAGAUGAAAUAGAUCCGAGGGCUAAACACGAUGACGACAAAAGAGAGCCCGUGGCGAAGUCCAAGGGAGAGGAUGACGAUUUCAAAGUCAGCGAAGGCGAGAGCUCGGACCCUGAUGAGGAAUACGAUCACGAGUUGGAUGCUGAUGACUACGAGCCCGCCGAGAAGACGAAAUCUCAAUCGACGCAGAAAGUCUUGGAACCUUUAUUCAACGAAUUUCAAGGGAAAUAUCGAGAUCCAAUUCCAGUCCCUAUUCCGGAUGAGGAGAAAACUCGCUGGAAGACGGCUUUGCACAAGUACGGUCGGAUCAAGUGCUUGGAAUGUGGGGUCUCCUAUACAACUUCUCUCGGCAUGGACUACCAUUACCAGCGUUGUAACAAAGUCGAAUACGGAUACAAGUGCCUCAAAUGUGGUCUCUGCUUCACGCGUUCGUGUCACAAGCUCCUCUUCGGCCAUCUCUCGUCUUGUUACGAGAUGACCUCACGAUACUUCGAUGUUUCGGGUCGAGGCAGGGCGAAAGUUGCUAAGAAUCACGUGUUGAGCAAAAAUGACUACACCGAAUUCGUCCGACGACAUUACCUCGGUAGCGAGAGACAAGGCCAAACGGUUUUCCCGGACUGGAGGUACCAAACGAAAAUGUGGCCGAAAAAGUCCCAAGAGGACUGUGAGGGCUAUCUGUCCCUGAUGAAGACUUCUCCGAAGCUCAAGAUCGGAGGAAACGAGGAGAGGAUUUUGGAGCGUUUCGAAGUAUGGCACAACCCACAGUCGAAGCACAACACUCUCUAUGUCGGCGGCGCUGUAUGGUGCAUCAAAUGGGUCCCCAUGUUCGAAGAAUGUGACAUCCAGUACUUCAUGACCGUCAGUCACUCUAAAGGAGAAGAACCAGUAUUGAUGCGUAGGACAGCAGCUUCGAAGAGUCUCUCGAAAGGAUGCCUAACGCUCUGGAGCUGUGAUCGUGGCGGAGACAACAUCGAGAAUUGUUACACGAUAUGUCACGAUUGGGGCUUUGUGCCUCAAAUCGAGUUCUGCCCCUCUAGGAGCUCGACUGAGAACCGACUCUGUCUCUUGGCUGCGACUUCUGAGGCGGGCUUUGUGCGGAUACUGGCCCUACCUCGACCGGCGGGGUCGUCGGAUCAACUAUUUUAUCUGAACCCGGAUCCUGUGGCGAUCUUAGAGCCGCCGGAUCUGUCGUCGGGCUCGUGCUGCUUGGCCUGGGAUCCGAUGCGUGACCAUCUCAACCUGCUCGUUGGAUACGCGAACGGCAGCGUAGAUCUUUUCACGCUGAAGCAGAGGACUUUGCUGCUCACGGAGGACGACGCGUUCGAGGCUUCGAAGCAUGUCGGCGACCAUGGGAUGUCAGUGACGGCGGUUCAGUGGCAGAUGAUCGAAGAACGGAGGAUUGUAGUUAGCGCAGCCCUGGAUCCUGAUGUGAUUGUGUGGGACGUGGACCAAGGCGUCAUCUUAGGGAAAUACAGUCGAAGCAUGUCGAGGGACAUGAAGGUCCUGCAGUUCCUUCCCAGUAUCGUGGUUUCGUUUGAGGAAUCCGUGGCAGUGAAUUCCUGUGUGGUUGUUUUUGAGAGCGGCGCCUACAAGAGAGCAGAAACAACGGUCGUGCUCCACACAGCAGCGACUGCUUACAGACUGGACAUCAAUCAUUGGCGUCACAUGCUAGUUACGGCAGACUCGGCAGGGACGGUCACCAUGUCGUGGCUGACCAAUAGCAACAAGCUGCACAACUUCAAGAGCAGAAAUCAUCACGUAGUUCUGUACGAAGUGAAACAACGGCUGGCUCCGGGAGUCGACACUCUCACCGAAGAGGUCGCCCACUCCGUCGGCACCCUCGAGUUCAAAGAUCACGCUCCGUCGUGGGACAAACCCAUUCAGAACGGCGCGAGGUUGAGCGCUCCCUCGAGGUUGGAGUACCCCCUGAAUGCAGUUCUCAGCGUUGCCUUCAAUCCUAAUUGGGGGACAGAUCAUCUAGUGGCUUCUGGUCUGAGGUGCGGCAUCGUCCGGCUCUCGAAAGUGAAGUACAAGCCGUUGUAGCGCGUCAAGAAUUGUGAUUUGUUGUUUAGACCCAAAGUCG